GUCGGACGUUACCUGAACAUUCACCUUCCUGAGUUAACAGCGCGGGGCAGCUCGUACCCGUACGGAGGUACAUGUCCAGAGUACCCCGUAUUCCGUACCCUCCACCGCCUCUGGUCCCCAGGGUCUUUCCGACUUGCCUUUAAACACUGCCCCUUCAGGAAUGCCCCUUGCUCCCAGCUUCCUUCCCCUUUUCCUUUCUGCUCAAAACCGAGGCCGAAACUGACCUCCAACCACCAAAAUUUGCGUCAUCCAAGCGCUUGCUACUCCGUACUUUGCCCAAGCCAACGCGGCACAUCCACUCCCGUCCUGUCCUCCCGUGCAAUAAACACAAGGUACCCCGCACCAACCCCGGAUCAGCUGAGGAGGAGCUCUGCCCUGUAGCUUCGUACCCUACGUACUCGACCGAAUACCUUCCAAUCUUAUCUUCCAGUUCUACCUGCCACCGUCGUCGUCAGCUAUGGAGAACCACGACAAGGCGAUUCUCGCCGCCUCGGCCAGGCACCCAAUCGUGCCGCUCCCGAAGGGCCAGUUCUACAACUAUGGCACAGCCGGCUUCCGCAUGAAGGCAGACCUGCUGGAGGGCAUCUCGUUCCGUGUCGGCUUGCUCGCGUCCCUCCGCAGCCGCAAGCUCAACGGCCAGGCCAUCGGUGUUAUGAUCACCGCCAGCCACAACCCGGCCGCCGACAACGGCGUCAAGAUCGUCGAUCCCAUGGGCGACAUGCUUGAGCAGGACUGGGAGCGUUAUGCCACCGCCCUGGUCAACGCCCCAAGCGACGACGAGCUCGUCGCUGUCUACAACAAGCUGGCUGCCGAGCUGAAGAUCGACCUCAUUGUCCCCGCCAAGGUCAUCUACGGUCGUGAUACGAGACCCUCGGGCCACACGCUCGUCACCGCCUUAGUCGCCGGCCUCGCGGCCACCGGCGCCGAGCAUGUCGACUACAAGCUGCUCACCACCCCUCAGCUCCACUAUCUCGUGCGUGCCACCAACAGUGAGGGCACUCCGCUGUCAUACGGCAAGGUCAGUGAGGUUGGGUACUACGAGAAGCUCGCCGAGGCCUUUGUUCGGGCCUUGAGGGGCAGGAGGAUCGACGGCACUCUUGUGGUGGACUGCGCCAAUGGUGUUGGGGGGCCGAAGCUCUCCGAGCUUCUCAAGUACAUCCCCAAGGACAAGGUCAACUUUGAUGUCAAGGUCGUCAACGACGACGUGCUCCGGCCCGAGGUGCUCAAUCUCGAGUGCGGAGCCGACUUCGUCAAGACGAAGCAGCGGGCCCCUCCGUCCCCUAAGCAGCAGCCUGGCAUCCGAUGCUGCUCAUUGGACGGCGAUGCUGACCGGCUGAUCUACUACUGGAUCGACCCGGAGAGCGGCUUCGUCAUGCUCGACGGCGACCGCAUCUCCUCGCUUGCCGCCUCUUUUAUCGGCGACCUCGUCGAGAGUGCCGGCCUCAAGAACGACCUCCGCAUCGGCGUCGUCCAAACCGCUUAUGCAAACGGCGCCAGCACAACCUACAUCACCCAGCACCUGAGGCUUCCCGUCAUCUGCACGCCGACCGGCGUCAAGCACCUCCACCAUGUCGCCCAGGGAUUCGACAUUGGAGUGUACUUCGAGGCGAACGGCCACGGCACCGUGCUCUUCUCUCCGGACGCCCUCAGCGCCUUCCGGAACGCCGAGCCGCAGUCGCCCGCACAAAAGGACGCGCUCGACACGCUGGCCGCCCUGGGCGACCUGAUCAACCAGACGGUCGGCGACGCCAUCUCGGACAUGCUCUUGGUCGAGGUGAUCCUGGCGCACAAGAACUGGACGCUGCGCGACUGGGCCAUGACGUACGCGGACCUGCCCAACCGGCUCGUGCGCGUCGAGGUCGGCGACAAGGACCGCUUCCGCACCACCGACGCCGAGCGGCGCCUGUUGCACCCGGCCGGCGCCCAGGACGAGAUCGACCAGGCGGUCAAGAAGUACAAGGACGCGCGCGCCUUCGCCCGCGCCAGCGGCACCGAGAACGCCUGCCGCGUCUACGCCGAGGCCGCCACCCGCUCCGAGGCCAACGAGCUCGCCGAGCGCGUCGCCCACAUCAUCGAGCGCUACGGGGCCCAGUAGUGCUGCCGGAACCGAGCCGCUUCCGCGUCGCCGCCGCCGCCCGACCGUCACCGCCCUCGUGAGCAGCCCCGGCAGCACAACCGCACGCGCAGCCGCACCAUUUCCUCCUCCGGACAUCCACGCUGGGGCUGCACCGUCG
Messenger RNA from Thermothielavioides terrestris NRRL 8126, 2234 nucleotides. RefSeq lists its product as uncharacterized. Lineage: Eukaryota; Fungi; Ascomycota; Sordariomycetes; Sordariales; Chaetomiaceae. Gene Ontology annotation, molecular function: magnesium ion binding; phosphoacetylglucosamine mutase activity. The transcript is spliced from 2 exons. The record is from RefSeq and is a predicted model, not a curated record. The coding region runs from base 458 to 2095 and encodes 545 amino acids. Gene Ontology annotation, biological process: UDP-N-acetylglucosamine biosynthetic process; carbohydrate metabolic process.